Papilio machaon (common yellow swallowtail) is the source of this 1909-nucleotide messenger RNA. RefSeq lists its product as uncharacterized. Gene Ontology annotation, molecular function: protein binding. Lineage: Eukaryota; Metazoa; Arthropoda; Insecta; Lepidoptera; Papilionidae. The record is from RefSeq and is a predicted model, not a curated record. Bases 440 to 1702 code for a protein of 420 amino acids. Gene Ontology annotation, cellular component: PRC1 complex. The transcript is spliced from 8 exons.
UUUUCACCUGUCGAGUGGCGACGGCGGCUGCGACGGCAACGGUGAGUGUGAAUGUGGGAGUGACUCAGUGCGAGUGCGAGUCAGCUCAGUCGGGCCGACUGUUUGGCGCGCUGAGGUUGUAUGAACGCGUUCGCGUUGCCCGCUACGCUCCGACCCACGUGUGCCAAUACCAUACUAAUUGCCUCGUGAUAAGUGUAGACUUUUGACUGUCGAUAACAUUGUACCGAGGUGAUAUUCGAUUUUUUUUAUUCGUCACUCGAACCUUGCUCGAUUAUUUAUCGUCAGCAACAUUGAGUGGACAGUGUUUAGUGAUUUGGUGACUUUGAGCGAAUUGUUUUUAUCUGACAAACUGAGGAAUAUUACAGUAGCUGAAGACUGCCUUUGGAAAUACCUGAAAGGCUAGUGCGAUGUUACGGUGGGCGGAGGCGCUGCCGGUGUGAUGCUGGCUCCGCUGUCGCGCCGCGACCUGGACGCAGAGGCGCCGGUCGUCUGGCCAGCCUGGUGCUAUUCAGGUGAAGGCGGCGGCGGCGGCGGGACACGGCGAUGUGCGCGAGACGCGGCCUCUCCCGCGCAUGCGCACACGCCGGCGCCCGCGCCCGCGCCGCCCUCCAAUCCAGUGCUGCCCACCCUGCCCACGCCGCCCACACAGUCCAUGCAGCACGCGCAGUCUAUGCAGCACAUGCAGCACACGCAGCACACUCAGCCCGCACACGUCAAGAGCGAACGCCUCAGCCCUCACGACUCUACUGCUUCAAGGUCCCGUAGCGUGACGCCGUCGACGUCUUCGUACCCGGGCACGCCGCCGGAGCGUGGUAGCCCGCACGCCGCGCCGCAGCCCGGCCCGCACGCCGCGCACCCCGCGCACCCUGCGCACCCUCCCCGCAACUAUUCCGACAUCAUGCGCUCGCUCGCCGCACGGUACAACACGCAUCCCUCCAAUGAUUAUUUCCAUCGGAUCAAUGGCUUCGGCGUGGAAGCCCGAGCGGCGCCACCAUCGCCUGUUCAGUCGGAUGCAAGCGAAGUACCUCUCGGUGGCCUCUUUGACAAGCUCACAACACAACAAGGAGGACCGUUGAGACUGCCUGCAUUCCCUCCGAUGCUGGAUAUGAGCUCAACAAAGACGCUGUUGGCGAUAUCGCGAGUGGGUCGAAGCGGGCGGUCGCGGCGCAAGCGGCUGGUGGGCAACUCCGCAGAGCAUUCUCCCCUGGACCUGUCUGCGGCCAGCGAGAGCGCCGCCAAGCGCGCCCGCCUCUCCGCCAGCCCGAGCACGCGGAGCGACAGCGAUGACCGGGACAGGGUGUCUAAUGAAGAUCGUAGCGAGGCGCGGGGCGACUGCUUGUGUGCGGAGGCGCGUGCACGGCUGGCCGGCUGGUCAGUGGACGAUGUACACGACUUCGUCAGCUCUAUAGACAUCUGUGCGGAGUACGCCUCGAAUUUCCGUGAGCAAAGAAUCGACGGUGCAGGCCUGCCGCUCUUAACCGAAGAGCAUUUAACGGGCAUGCUCCAGAUGAAACUAGGUCCGGCGUUAAAGUUACGAGCGGUAGUGGCACGGAGAUUGGAACCUUGUGCCAUCUGCCAGCCUGCCACUGCCACCAGUACGACUGCCACCGUCACCCCUGCCACGACACCCAACACCACACCUAGGCUCAAUGGCGCCGCUCUCAAGCCGGAACCGAGGAGCAAUUCAACGAGUCCUAGCUAGAAACUAGAAGCUAGAUAACAAAUUUCGUAACAGCCCGUUUUAAAAUCGCUUGCGCACUUGCCCGCUCUAAGUAAAAUGAGGAAUGUGAGCGAUGCAUUUACGAAGUUGUUAGUAUAUUUCAUUGCAACACGACUGUUUCACACAGCCUCUUAUUUUUAAAAUCAAUGACACAUCACAUUAGUUUAGUUUUAAAACCUUUUUUUUAAU